GUACAGUGAGUUAGCAGGCAUUUUGGACUUCUCAUGUAAAGUGUACUGUAUUUUAUUGUGGAAUUUAACACUAAGCUAUUAUUUACUUAUGUUUUUGAAAGUCAACAAAGUUUAGUAGCUAGCGUUACAUUCAUCUUCUGGUCCUACCGAUGCCUAAGAAAGGGAACCCCGCUGCAGCGGAGGGGGAAGAGGUCCCUUCGAAACAGAGAAAAACAGGCCCCAGCGCUGUUCCAACCCCCCUCAAUUUUACCAGCCCCAGCAGCCUGUUUCAGAGCCUGAUCGCACCCCUGGGCCUGCAGGAAUUCUUCCAGGAAUACUGGGAGAAGAAGCCCCUGUUCCUCCAGAGGUCAGACCCUGGACUGGCCACCUACUACCAGUCACUCUUCCAGCUCUCUGACCUGAAGGCACUGUGUGGACAGGGUAUUGUGUAUGACAGAGACGUUGUCCUGUGUCGCUGUGUCAACGGCAAGAAAAAUGUGUUGAGUAAACAGGGUCGGGUAAACUACAGCCAACUGAAGAAAGAUUUUGAGCAGAAGAAAGUUACUUUACAGUUCCACCAGCCACAGAGGUUCAAGGAUGAGCUUUGGCAGAUCCAGGAGAAGCUUGAGUGUUUCUUUGGCGCCUUGGUCGGGUCAAAUGUGUACAUCACCCCGCAGGAGUCCCAGGGGCUCCCGGCUCACUACGACGAUGUUGAGGUCUUCAUCUUGCAGCUGGAGGGGGAGAAACACUGGCGCCUCUAUGAGCCCACAGUCCCCCUGGCCCAGGAAUACAGCUUGGAGCCAGAGGAGCGCAUUGGCAGCCCCACUCAUGACAUCACACUAAAGGCUGGAGAUUUACUGUAUUUCCCCAGGGGAACGAUCCACCAGGCAGACACGCCAGUUGGGGUGGAUCACUCCACCCACCUUACGAUCAGCACCUACCAGAAGAUGUCUUGGGGGGACUUCCUGCUUGACGUGUUUCCCAGCUUCCUGUUUGAUUCAAUGAGGAGUGACAUCACCCUGAGAGCGGGCCUGCCCCGGAAACUCCUAACGGUUGCAAGCCCACCCCCUGGCACUACCAAGCAGCUGUGCUCCUUCAUGAGAGACCUGGCAGACAAGAUGGAGCGGGGGCAGCUGGAACCGCACUCUGUGGGCAUGAAGCGUGACUUUGUGUCUAACAGGCUGCCCCCGUACGUGCAGGAUGACUUGGCCUUUACACCAGCUGGAAAGAUGCCUGCACUUGAAGACCUCGUAUCUAUGAAGUUUGUAGACCACAUCCUGGUGACAGUGGAGCCCAGCGAGGAGAUAACCGAUGAGGCUGUAGAGCUGGUUGUUUUCCUCCUGCACUCUCUGGCGAACAGCAGGGAGGACCACAUGAUGGGAAAUGAUGCUGAAGAGGAACAGAAACACGGGAGUCGAGGCCUGCGCUUUGCCCUCUCACACCUCCCUGCCCUCAGACAGCUGCAGAGUGGAGAGCGCCACCUUGUGGCCAACCUGCAGCUGGACCAGGAUGCUGACAAACUCAACCUGGCCCUCUCACUCUGGAGCGAAGGGCUGCUGAUGGUCUGUUAGCAGGGCAGGAAACCCAUUGGUUCUCAUUCAUAAGUUAUUAAAAAUAUCUCAAGGUUCCUCAAA
This is a messenger RNA of Conger conger (European conger), 1613 nucleotides long. It is a transcript of the gene riox2, whose product is annotated as ribosomal oxygenase 2. NCBI's taxonomy places the organism in Eukaryota, Metazoa, Chordata, Actinopteri, Anguilliformes, Congridae. Gene Ontology annotation, molecular function: histone H3K4 demethylase activity; histone H3K36 demethylase activity. The transcript has 10 exons. Gene Ontology annotation, cellular component: nucleolus. The coding region runs from base 150 to 1550 and encodes 466 amino acids. The record is from RefSeq and is a predicted model, not a curated record.